Messenger RNA from Naumovozyma castellii, 264 nucleotides. RefSeq names its product Coa3p (gene COA3). NCBI's taxonomy places the organism in Eukaryota, Fungi, Ascomycota, Saccharomycetes, Saccharomycetales, Saccharomycetaceae. The record is from RefSeq and is a predicted model, not a curated record. The transcript has a single exon. The coding region runs from base 1 to 264 and encodes 87 amino acids.
AUGCCACUUGAACGUUCCCCAUACCAAGACCCAAGAACAUGGAAAAUGACUCCAGCGAUGAUUAGAGCACGUAAGCCCUUUUUUAAAGGUAAUAUGAUUGGUCUAGCAGCAUUUACAGGUUUGUCGGUGGGUAUCUACUUUUACACAUAUAGCUUCCUACAUAAGGAUAACGAUUUUAGCGAUGUUCCUAUACCACCUGUCAGUGAGGAAGAAUUGGCUCAAUUGAGGAAGGAGUUUGAGCAGGAGAGGCAGAAUAGACAAUGA